Messenger RNA from Fopius arisanus, 4580 nucleotides. RefSeq lists its product as uncharacterized. The transcript has 3 exons. The record is from RefSeq and is a predicted model, not a curated record. Bases 480 to 3452 code for a protein of 990 amino acids. NCBI's taxonomy places the organism in Eukaryota, Metazoa, Arthropoda, Insecta, Hymenoptera, Braconidae.
GUACAUCGCGCGCUGGUGAAGUCCACUCUCGAAAGAGAAAAAUAAUUUUAAUCUGCUGUUCCUUCUCGUUUUUUUUUCUACUCCUUCUUUAACCUCUCCCUCCCCUUUGUACGUGUAUGUGUUUGUUUGGGGGGCUAGGGGGUGGGCAGAGGUUGCGCAUGGGCCGGGGGGACAGACCCAGUGCAGUGGGUUCAUCUUCGCGCUUGACCAGUUGCAUCAUGGAAACGAAUCGAAGAAGAUACACCGAAGGAUCCACUCCUGUGUAAUACGAGUAUUUUACUCAUUUCUGUCAUCAGUGCAACAACUGAUUUUUACGAGGAAAGUGCAACCCAUCGGGAUCGAGGCUAUACUAUCGAUCAGUGCACGUAUCGAUCGAAUCAAUCGGAGGAUUUUAUUAUUUUAGGGUGAUUGAGAGGUUCAAGGGAAUUUCAGAGGGAUUUCACGGGGAGCUGGUGGGAUUUUGGGGGAGAGAUUUGCCGAUGCAAACUUCAAAGAAGCUUGUGCUAGUCUACCUGGCGGUAAUGUCGGCGUUGGCUAUGGGUUCGGAGGCCCCUCGGGCCCUGCGCGACCUGCGAGACCCCACGAAUUACGGCCCAGUGCGGCUUUUGACAAUCCUGACGAACGAAUUGACAGCAGAACCCAGUAAAAAACCCCCGCGACUAAUGGGGGGUCACCUAGAGGGUACCCCUCCACCUCGAGAGGAAGACGAGGCGCAAUGGGACGACGGAUUGACAUUGUCCUCCGCGGGCAACGGAAAGGAGAAUAAAAAGCCCCAUGUGGACGACGACGAGAAGAAAACCCUCGCCCAACAGGUCAAGGAGGGAAAAUACGGUCUUAUCCAGAACGAGAUAAAUCCAACGAGAUCAAAGCGGCCAGGUGUCAUCAGCUACCUGUCGAACCCCGAGGUGCCAAAAGAUACAGCGAAGAAUCUCGGAGGCCUCGACGAGGAAGAGAUAUGGCUGGCGGAGAAUCAUGUGCUAGUUCUCCGAGGCGGUAAUUUUCCCGAUCAAGCGACAGAAGGGCCAUCGGGGGAUCUCCGUGGAUGGUCACCGAUCGAUGACUUCCAAGCGCCGAAGAGGCAAGUUAAAAUUCCGUCAUCGCCGAAAGUUCCCCCGCCCUUUCCCAUCCAACUGACUGAGGGUGGACCGGUGACAGUUAUCGGUGGAAAUGACACGGAAAAGCCCCAGUGGUUCGACGGUCUAAUCCCAGCAAACGAGACAUUCCUCACUUCAUCCUGGAACACCACCGAGGACAAUCAACCCGACAGAAAAACAAAUUCCGGUCCCUCCCUCGGAGGAAUCGUCGGCCCUUUCUUUCCUGCUCUUCCCCCAGGUGCUGUAUUCCUGCCGCCACCAGGAAAUCAGUCAGACUACGACGAGGACGAUCAAUCCAUCUACUAUCCUCCACCUUACAGCUUCAAGUACACCCCGGACAACUCCACCGCUGUUCCCCCAGGUCCUCUCGUCCCCGGUAUCAUUCUCCCACCGCCACCCGAUUUCUUCUCACAACUUGACGAUAACAAGGCAACGAAAUCCCCCAUCAUGAAGUAUCUAAAACGCCCCAGCACCGCAGCGAAGCCACAGCCCCACUUCCACCGUAAAUCAAACCCGAAGCCUCAUAAAUUCACAGCGAGCUCCAUCCCAUCAUCAACUAAGGAGCCAAGACCAUUUACAAUGAAACCCCUGAACAAGUUGAAGCUGAAGAAUACGACGACCGUGGAAACGGCAUCGAAAAAAGUUCUGCCAUUAGCUGAGGUGACAACAUCACCGAACCGAUUGAACACAGUAGAGAUCUCGGAGGUGAAUACAGUUAGACCAAUCGUAACGAAUCAGGUGAUCGAGAGUAGCACCGAGGAACAGACGGAGAGGCCUCGUUGGACGGGUACGAGCCUGAAAUCACCACCAAUAGUGGCAUACUACGCAUCAUCACCAUCGCCAAUCGACGAGCCUGUAGAUAUCACAGCGAAAACAACGAAACCACGAAAAAUUCUGCAAUCUGUUCCAAGCUCAGCCUCUUAUUACUUUUACGAGGAGGCCAGCGACGAUGUGUCGGGCACGACCCCAACACCGGUUUACUUCCAGGAGACGUCUCCCUCGGUAGAGGGUUACAGCCCUGAAAGCCAGACGAAGAAGCCUUACUUCAUCGACGUCGUACCCUCGCAAUCACCCGAUGAGUACAACGUAGAAGUGAUUGAGCCAGUGAUAAAGACAUCGGCACCCGAGUAUCAGUAUACAGUGGCUGUCCCCAGGGCCCAGCCCCCGAGAAUGCUCUCUGAUGAUCCGAUCAUCUACAAAACCGUGACAGACAACUCACACGUGAAUCUCCACUCGUUCUUCACGACUCCAACACCAGAGAGACUCCAUCCCCAACCAAAAUCUAAACCAGUGUAUCAGUACAGCUUCGAAGCAGCUGAUUACGCACAACGAGGCCGACAGAAGAAGAUUUACAAACCGAUUCAGGAGAUCCACUCUCAGAAGGAGGUGUUUAACGAGUGGCAGGAUGAGAUACAGAACAGUCAGCAGUACAACGAUUACGAUGGAGAGGUCAUUCCCGAGCAGAGAUUGCAACCAGAACGAUCUCAUUACAGAACUAGAGCGCCUAAUUACCCGACAACGAUUAGACCAAAUGUUGUGGAUACCACGGAAAAUCCACAACAUGCUUAUUACACGAAGCAGGAGGAGAGGCUGUUGGACGACGUCACCAGGGAAUAUUUCACUAAUUUUGGGAGGAAAAUUACCAAACAUAAGCUGGUGCCAACGACACCGAUCUAUGGAAAAGAGAGUGAAGCCGAAUUCCAGACGGAGGAACCCAAUUAUCCGACAAUUAAUUCCUUCUCUACGAAUUCAUUUGAUGAGAGACAGAAGAGUUACGAUACUCCCAGGGUGAAGGUUCACUACGGUGACCAGACCGAGAGGCCAUUUUCGUUGGAGGGGGAUACGAGGGUGAAUUAUCGGAGGCCCCUACCUACCCUCAAUCCUGAUGCUGAGUUUUUACCCGGAUAUGGCCCCACAGAGGAACGUGGAAGGGAGGGAAUCGAGAGGUUCAGAGAAUCAAAGCCCAUCAGAGAGUACAUUCCCGUUAAGGCGUACAGAGGACAGACUCGAGAACCCUCUGGACCCACUCAUUUCGUACCUCUCGAGGAAAAUAGAGAGAGACAGAGAAUUUUUCCGCAAAGACCGAUAUCACUUGAUGGUGACACCGCUGUUAAUUAUCGAGUGCCUAGACCCCCAAUCAAUCCCGACGCCGAGUUCAUUGAUCCCGGGACUAGUGGACAAUCGAGGGAGGAAAAACUGAAUUGUUAUUUUGCGUAUAGAUUGCCUGGGGACGGCGGACAUUUUUAUUUUCUCACUCCGCACGCUAUUUCACAGGGGCAGGAGGACGACGCCUUUGACUACUCUAGACCCCGAGGCACUAGGCGAGCCAAGCAAAGACGAGGGCCUAGGAAUGUUUAGAAUUGCGUUUCGAUGUAUUUUACGAAAAUUUUGAGAAAAUCCAUUAGAAGAGAACACGACUCGUUUCGUCGUUCCUCUAUUGAGUAUUAUUACUGUUAAAAAAUUGAUAAAUUUUCGGGAAAUUAAUGUAAUUCGGUUUGAGGGGCUCAAGUCGAUUUUUGGUAUUGGCUAUUUUUUAUGGAAUAUCUCGGAAUCUAAGGGAGAUGACGAUUUUUUAGUAAUUAUCUUUUUCGCAGGCAUUAAUGAGCUCUUCAAAAAGUUUAAUAUGAGAAUUCCGGUAUCUUCUCUGGAUUCGGAGAGAUCGGGUACUGAAAUUUAACCAAGCGGCAAAACUUGGAAAUUUUAGUCACAAUUUUUUAACAGUAAGUCUUGGGGUAAAAAUAAUAUUCUAGGUGUUUUUAACUGUCACAUUCGGUGCAGAGCUUAGUCGACAGUGAAGACAUGCCAUACUACGGUUUUUUCAACGAAUUUCGUGUUAAUCUGUGUCAUACGCGACUGAUGUAUCAGCAAAUUGCUCCGGAUAAUUCGUCCCUCGAUUUGUAUUUAUUCGUGUAAAUAUGAGUUAAUUUAAUUUCCGAUUGAUCAAUAACUAGUGAAUAAAGAAAAGGUUUUGAGUUGAAGUUGAUUGACUCCUGUGUGUUUGUAUCGUCUGUGAUUAAUGAUUUUUUUUCCCCCUAGAUUUUAUAUAUAUAAUACGAGGCACACAUGUGACGCAACUAUAGGGGUGGAACUAUUUAUAUCCCACUAUGGUGUUAUUUUAUGAUAGCGAGUAAAAUAAGAUAAAUCGAAUUCGACAUUUCAUGAUUUAGUAUAUUUCCUCAAUAGGCCGUUUAAAGAUUUUUCUGGCGAUUGAGUUUAGAGUCCGAGGCGAACCUGAGGAAAUACAACUGUGCGAAAAGUUCUUUCCAGCCGAGUCACAAACGAUAUUUUUUGUCAUUCAGUUUGAGAAAUGGUUUUCGAGAUCAGUGAAAAUUGGACUGGACUGGAAGAUUCGACUUAUCUUGUUUCACCACUUCGUUAGUGAAUUGAAUCUAUUGUUUUUUUUUUCUCUGCAAUUCAGUGUAAGUAGAGUUAAGUUGAUGUAAGACCCAAUCUCCUGAAUAAAUAUGUAUUUACUCGAUAAUUGAA